Messenger RNA from Plasmodium gonderi, 1935 nucleotides. RefSeq names its product A/G-specific adenine glycosylase. Gene Ontology annotation, biological process: mismatch repair; base-excision repair. Gene Ontology annotation, cellular component: nucleus. The record is from RefSeq and is a predicted model, not a curated record. The coding region runs from base 1 to 1935 and encodes 644 amino acids. The transcript is spliced from 5 exons. Lineage: Eukaryota; Apicomplexa; Aconoidasida; Haemosporida; Plasmodiidae. Gene Ontology annotation, molecular function: purine-specific mismatch base pair DNA N-glycosylase activity; oxidized purine DNA binding; adenine/guanine mispair binding.
AUGCAAAAAUAUCAAAUGGUGGACACGAAAUCUGAUCACCCCCAGAUAAGCGUCGAUGAAUGGGACGAAUCCCAGUCGAAUGGAGGAAAAAAUGUUCAGGCUUCUCCGAGUGAGACAAAAAAUGUUCAGGCUUCUCCGAGUGAGACAAAAAAUGUUCAGGCUUCUCCGAGUGAGGCAAAAAAUGUUCAGGUUUCUCCGAGUGAGGAACCUGCCCUCCCAGCGUACCACUACGAUUUUUUGAAAAAACACAGCUCAGAAAUAAAAAAAGAUCUGCUAGCAUGGUAUUACAAAUAUAGGAGAAAAUUACCAUGGCGAAAUGACCAACCACCUUACACAACAAGUGUUCAGAUGGAUGGAGAAAAGAGUCAAGGAGAUAUCAGAAAGUACUUUUGCAAAGUGGAAAAUAUGGAAAUUAAUAAAAAAUUGGAGAAUAAUGAAGAUGAAACUAUAGUUAUGUCCAAAGGGAAGAAAAAAGAUAAAGGGAAUUUACCCCUUCCUAAAAUAAAAAGAAUUAAAAAGGAAAAUUUAAAGACGGAUAUUUGUGAAGAAUUAAAAAAUUCAUCUAUAAAAGAGUCGAAGAGUAAAUUGGUAUCUUAUUAUAAUUGUCCUAUUAAUAUAAAGGAGACAGAAAUAAAAUAUAUGGACAAUAUAUUUUGUAAUAGUAAUAAGAAAUAUUUAAGCUUGAGAGGUUAUCAAAUUUAUGUAAGUGAAAUCAUGCUUCAGCAAACCAAGGUACACACUGUCUUGAAUUUUUACCUAAAUUGGAUGAAUAAAUGGAGUACCAUAUUUGAAUUAGCUAAAAGUAACUUGGAUGAAGUACUGAUAUUAUGGAAGGGAUUAGGGUACUAUAAUAGGGCGAAAAACUUAUUAAACUGUUGCAAAAAUGUUGUCGAAAAAUACGAUGGGAUAUUUCCAAAUGAUUUGAAAUUAUUAAAAGAAUUACCAGGAAUAGGUGAUUAUACAUCCAAAGCGAUUUGUAUACAUCUUUACAACAGGAAAGAUGUAUGUAUUGACACAAAUAUUAUACGGAUUUUUUCGAGAAUUACAGAUACGAUUAAUUAUAACAGUUCUACUGUUUUAACGAAACAUUGUGAAGAGAUAAGCAAUAUUUUAUGUUCGGACGAUUCCAAUUAUUCUGACCUUAGUCAGGCCUUAAUGGACCUUGGGUCAAGCAUUUGUAAUAAUUCUCCCCAAUGUAAGCAAUGUCCCUUGAAUAAACACUGUCUUAUAUAUUUAAAAAAAAAUAAUAAAAUAUACAAUUCAUAUAAUUUGAGUCAUCCUGAUGAUUGCAAAUUGUGUGUUCAAGAUAGAAACGUCGAGAUUAAGUGUGUUCCAUUAACAAAAAAAAAAAAAAAAACGGACAAAGUGUGUCUUGUUUUGUUAGUAAAAAAGAAUAACUGUGUGAAGAGAAACCAUGUAAAGUGCGACCAUGUAAAAUGUGACAAUGUAAAGAACGGCCAUGUUGAGAACGAUCGCGUGCAGAGUAGGCAUAAAAAAAAAAUAACCUUAACAGGUCAAGCAAAUAGAGAAUAUAAAGAAGGUGAUUACUACUUGAUGAUAAAAAACACAAAUUCGAAUUUAUUUUCAAUGCACUAUUUAUUUCCCUUUUUACUCCUCGAUCAAUUUGAUAAAAAAGUUGCUCAUACGCAUUUAAAUGAGAUAUUAAGCAACCUAAAUUUGAGCACUUCUCUGAGGGAUUCCUUUACAUACAUUAACCAUUUUAAACAUGUAUUUUCUCAUCUCACAUAUGACACGUAUAUUUAUGUAUGUUCCGUCCUGAACGCGGAAAAUAUAACAACAACGCAAGAAAUUGCAUGGAUUAAAAUGAAAGACAUUAAGGACUUCACACACAACAGCUUUUGUCAACAGAUAAUAGAUCACUAUAAAAAAAGUGUUGCUGAGAAUAGAACGUAUUUCUCAGGAUUUAACAUAUAA